AUGGAGCUCGACGUUGAAUGUUCCUCCACCAAUUGCACGUGGCCCAUCAUACCAACACUCGCUGUCUGUGGAGAGUGCAACUCGUUGAGGACGUGCCUGUACAGCCUGCCCUCCGGGACUUCAGUGGACAUCAGCCACAAUGCGCCGGCCACCGAGCGGUUCCGGACGGCCUCGUCGUCGGGAAUCUACCACCACUUCAACUCCACGAGCCAAACCUACAUCUCCGUAUUCGACGUUCUCUGGGUCUUGAAAACAAGGAAAAGAACAGAGAUGGUAGGCCAGGAAUGCGCGCUAUGGUUCUGCAUGAUAAGCUACGACAUCACAGUAACCGAGAGCCGGUCCAAUCAGACAAUAACCAACAUCUGGAACACGACACAGUUCGAGACCAGCAAUAGCGCGCACGACGAUGAGUACGUCUUCGUCGACAUACCAGCAGACAUGAACGUCCCGAAGACGUCCAGAUACAGCAUUUCCAGGAAGGCGCUGGCAGCGUUGCAGAGGUUUCUGGAUCCGCUAGUUGAAGGGACGUACGAGCAUCAGUACACCAUCAUCAACUUUUCAUCGGACUGGAUCGAAGGGAUGUACAACGCGCGACACAAUCUUCCAUCGUGGAUCUAUCAAUUUAGCCUCAGUCUAACGAACGAGGUGAGACUCCACGGGCAAGUUCGAAGCAACCAACCCCAUGAAUAUGGCGGACGGGCGUACAAGGUGGCGCAGAUGAUCAUUGUGGAGUGGAAAUGGCUGCUGUUUCCUACAGCCCUGAUCAUCGUCAGCAUCUACUACCUCUUCCACACCAUCAUCAGGGGCGCUCGCGACGGCAUAUCGGUGUGGAAGAGCGAUUCGUUGCCGAUGCUGUUCUGUCGGAUUGAUACGUCGAUUCUCGUGAGAGUUGGCGAUGGCAUGGAUGUCCCCAACGGACUGGACGAUGCCGUCGGCAACGUGAAGGUGUGCUUGUUAAGGGAAGACGACGGCGAUUGGGUCUUCAAGCCGAUUGAGAGCGAAGACUCUUCCUCUGAAUCCGAUGCUGACUGA
This is a messenger RNA of Colletotrichum spaethianum, 1032 nucleotides long. RefSeq lists its product as uncharacterized. NCBI's taxonomy places the organism in Eukaryota, Fungi, Ascomycota, Sordariomycetes, Glomerellales, Glomerellaceae. The record is from RefSeq and is a predicted model, not a curated record. The coding region runs from base 1 to 1032 and encodes 343 amino acids. The transcript has 2 exons.